Molecule: messenger RNA, 1684 nt
Organism: Linum trigynum
Lineage: Eukaryota; Viridiplantae; Streptophyta; Magnoliopsida; Malpighiales; Linaceae
Source: the annotation of a GenBank genome assembly
GGGUUAUCGGAUAGUGGGUGGCGGGAGGGAGAACUAACUGAAGGUAGCUAACGGAAAGAGCGAUGGCGCUGGCAAUUUUAGCUCCGGCGACGGCGAGUGUGAAUUGCUGGAGUAGAGAGAAGUUUUCGUCGUUUCCGUUGAGUAGAAGCUGGGGAAAGCAAUUUUUGAAGCCUGCAAAUUGUGCUUCUUCUUCUUCCUCUGCUUCUGUUGAGCAAGUCCAAGAACAACAACAGAAGCAGGUUGAUUCAGGGAUAAUGUGCGAACCUUGCAAUGGCCAAGGAUGGCUAGUUUGUGAUUUCUGCAAAGGGCAGAAAACCAAUGUGAAGGCCGAAAACAAACGGGUCUAUCGCCGAUGUCCAUCUUGCAAAGCUGUUGGGUACCUCUUGUGUUCAAAGUGCAAAGUGUUCAAGUGUGUUACAUUCCCAAAUUACAGUGACGGAGAGGAGCUAUCCUUCUAAUCAACCCCCCUCCCCUCUAUUGCCAUGGCCAAGUAUGAUCCUUGUGAGUGAUGGAAUGAUGCAAAAUACUGUUAAUUUAUUGAGGUUUCUAGGAAUCUUGAUUUGAAGAUUGCAGUCAUUUUCCUCAUCUGUCCAUAUUGUUAUUGAUGUAAAUUGAAUUCAACGACGAAUCAAGAAUUCAAUUGUUUCUUAUUUGAUUGUGAAAGACGUCUCAUUUUUCCGGAUGUCUAUCAUGUUCAUAGCUUCUCAGAACUGCAGUUCUUCCUUAUGUUUGCAUAGUUAUAUCAAGCAAUGUCCUGACACACUCUGAAAAAAUACCAACUCAUCGUAACCAAGUGGUUGAAGUAGCUGAAGGACAAUCAUGCAUUGUUAUAUCUACGCAUAACCACUCUCAUCUGCCAAUAAUAUGCUUCUAAAAUGUGAUACAGUUGUCUCAAUUUCCAUGAUAGGCCCAUGUCUGGUUGAAUUGGACGAGAUUGUUGGCACGUUCAGUUAGCAGAGUAAACCAUUUUUCUUAGAUUGCCUUGCUAUACAUUGAUUUGCAUGUGCUACCUUAUCUGCACAUCUCAUUGGUUCGAACUACGGCUAACCUUAGAUACCUAACUUGUACACUACUCUGAUGACGGGGGACCUCGACACAUACAUCUGAGGCUACUGCCGGCCCCUUAAAUGCGCGGAUAACUCAUGGGAGCUGACGAUUUGGCUUACAGUCCUGUCUGUCGGUAACCACGAAGGGAUUUUCGCCUAAUGUGUAUACUAUAACAGUGACCAAUUUAAUACUUAAAAAGAGUAUAAUCUAUACGCAUGUAAUGUACAAGAAGCAGUUUAACCUUCAGUUUGAGGCUUCUGUUUGUCUAUGUUGUCCUUCCACAGUUGCACGGGACCUCACAGGAUUAUGUAAGGAAUUACUUUGGUGAUUGCACUUAGUAAAUUUCACAGCUGUACUUUCUGGCUUGUUGUAGCAUCUCAUCUGCAAACUAGCACCACCUACCUUGGACUUUGAUUAAAGAAGUGGCAUAUUCAUCGAAAAACCAAAGUACUCAGCUGGUUGGUUAAUUCAACACGCUUUGGUGCUAUUUUUCCUCUGUUUAUUUUCUUCAGGCUUGCAGUUGCUUAGCUUUUACUUGUCAAUGACUAACUUUUGCCUGCUUGGCUGCUUUAUUGGCCAAUCUUUUACCUUAAUCAAGGUGGUGGCCCCGCUAGUUGAAUAAUUCGUUAGUGAAUUA